This is a messenger RNA of Fraxinus pennsylvanica, 1428 nucleotides long. NCBI's taxonomy places the organism in Eukaryota, Viridiplantae, Streptophyta, Magnoliopsida, Lamiales, Oleaceae. The record is from the annotation of a GenBank genome assembly.
AUGAAUGCUCCAUUGUCUCAUUACUUCAUAUAUAAUGGACACAAUUCUCAUCUAACUGGGAAUCAACUAAGUAGUGACUGUAGCGAUGCCCCAAUUGUAAAUGCAUUGCAUAGAGGUGUACGAGUCAUUGAGUUAGAUAUAUGGCCAAAUUCAACAAAAGAUGACAUUCAUGUUCUUCAUGGGAGGACGCUCACCACUCCUGUUGAGCUCAUCAAAUGUUUAAGGUCCAUUAAGGAAAAUGCUUUUACUGCAUCUGAAUAUCCUGUUGUCAUAACACUUGAAGAUCAUCUUACUCCAGAUCUUCAGGCUAAAGUGGCUGAGAUGAUAAAGGAAACAUUUGGAGACAUGCUGUUUUGCCCUGGUGAGGAAUGCUUGAAAGAGUUUCCCUCCCCUGAGUCACUGAAGAAACGGGUUAUGAUAUCAACCAAACCACCUAAAGAAUACUUACAGGCCAAAGAUGCUAAGGCAAAAGAGAGCGGCUCAAAUAAGGGAAAGGAUUCAUCUGAGGAAGAAGCUUGGGGAAGAGAAUUCUCAUUUAAAACCAAGAUUGAUGAUGAUGAUGGCGAUGAAGAUGAUGGAUUUGAUGAAGAGGAUCCUAAGUCACAGCAGAUUGCAGAACCAGUAGAAUAUAAGCGCUUGAUUGCUAUUCACGCGGGAAAGGGGAAGGGUGGAAUGCAAGAUUGGCUCAGGGUUGAUCCUGAGAAAGUAAGACGUCUCAGCUUAAGUGAGCAAGAACUUGAAAAGGCCAUAAUAACUCAUGGAAGAGAAAUUGUCAGGUUUACACAGCGGAACAUAUUGAGAGUAUACCCUAAAGGUAUACGCUUUGACUCAUCCAACUACAAUCCCCUAAUUGCAUGGAUGCAUGGAGCUCAGAUGGUUGCAUUUAACAUGCAGGGUUAUGGAAGAUCACUUUGGUCGAUGCAUGGAAUGUUCAGGGCUAAUGGUGGUUGUGGAUAUGUUAAAAAGCCAGACUUUCUGUUGAGGGCUGGUCCACUUAACGAGGUCUUCGAUCCUCAUGCUAAACUUCCUGUUAAAACUACUUUGAAGGUGACUGUAUACAUGGGUGAAGGAUGGUACUAUGACUUCCAUCGUACACACUUCGAUGCAUAUUCUCCACCAGAUUUCUAUGCAAGGAUAGGAAUUGCUGGAGUGCCUAGUGAUACUGUGAUGAAGAAAACGAAGACACUCGAGGACAACUGGAUACCAACUUGGGAUGAGGUUUUUGUAUACCCAUUAACAGUUCCAGAACUGGCCUUGCUUCGAAUUGAAGUUCACGAGUAUGACAUGUCUGAGAAGGAUGAUUUUGCUGGCCAAACUUGCCUACCGGUGCCAGAAUUGAGACAAGGUAUCCGAGCAAUUCCACUUCACAGUCGCAAGGGGGAGGAGUACAAGUCUGUGAAGCUUCUUAUGCGAUUUGAGUUUGUUUGA